Molecule: messenger RNA, 8373 nt
Organism: Colossoma macropomum (tambaqui)
Lineage: Eukaryota; Metazoa; Chordata; Actinopteri; Characiformes; Serrasalmidae
Gene: itsn1
Product: intersectin 1 (SH3 domain protein)
Exons: 39
Coding region: 172-5397 (1741 amino acids)
Biological process (GO): clathrin-dependent synaptic vesicle endocytosis; positive regulation of Rho protein signal transduction; endosomal transport
Cellular component (GO): clathrin-coated pit; cytoplasm; intracellular vesicle
Molecular function (GO): calcium ion binding; molecular adaptor activity; protein binding
Source: RefSeq, a predicted model, not a curated record
GAGGGAGAGAGCGGGGAGUAGAAAAAUAAAAAAAAGACAGAUUUCAUCCAUUUCAAAAGGACUCCCGCUUUCCAUUCUCUCUCCUUUCUAGUUAAUUCCUACGAAAAAGUAGCCCAAAUAUGGAUAACGAACGAUGAGGAGUGUGGCAGGGUGCAGCUGACUGACUGAACCAUGGCUCAAUUCCCCACGCCCUUUGGAGGGGGGCUGGACACAUGGGUUAUCUCUGUGGAUGAGAGAGCCAAACAUGACCAACAGUUCCACAGUCUGACCCCCACACCUGCCGGCUUCAUCACAGGUGAUCAGGCCAAGAAUUUCUUUCUGCAGUCAGGCUUACCUGCCCCUGUUCUGGCCCAGAUAUGGGCUUUGGCCGACCUGAACAACGAUGGGAAGAUGGACAUGCACGAGUUCUCCAUAGCCAUGAAGCUGAUCAAGCUGAAGUUGCAGGGUCACCCGCUGCCCCCCACUUUGCCCCCCUCCAUGAAGCAGCCCCCCCUCUCCUUACCGCCUCCCAGUGCUUUUGGAAUGCCCAGUAUGGGAGCCAUGACGGGUUUACCAGCGGUGCCGCCCAUGCCCCUCCCGCCUCUUCCUCCUGGAGUGCCGGGUGUGGGCAUGUCACCCCCACUGGUGUCGUCAGUGACCCCUCCUGUGCCUCCAAUGGCCAAUGGAGCCCCUUCGAUGAUACAACCCAUAUCAGGAUUUUCACACCCUGCUCCUCUGUCAGCCACAGCUCUCAACAAAAGCUCUUCUUUCAACCGCUCCAGUGCCAAGCUGCCCAAGGGACAGUCUUUUGAGACACCUAGUGCCCCCGCAGCCCCCGUGCCCACUGAUUGGGCUGUGCCCCAGUCCUCACGGCUAAAGUAUCGCCAACUCUUCAACAGCCAUGACAAGAUGAUGAGUGGCCAUCUUACAGGGCCCCAGGCUAGAACUAUUCUUAUGCAGUCCAGUCUACCACAAGCCCAGCUGGCCACCAUCUGGAACCUGUCAGACAUAGACCAGGACGGAAAGCUGACAGCUGAGGAGUUUAUUCUGGCCAUGCACUUAAUUGACAUGGCCAUGUCUGGCCUGCCUCUCCCUCCUCUCCUGCCCCCUGACCUUCUGCCACCUACCUUCAGGAGGGUGCGCUCUGGCAGUGGAGUCUCUAUGACCAGCAUGCACCCUACAGAUCAGCGGGUCCAGGAAGAGUCUGCAGAAGAAGAGGAGAAAGAGGCGGAGAAAAAGCUUCCAGUCACCUUUGAAGACAAGAAGCGAGAGAACUUUGAACGAGGCAAUCUGGAGCUGGAGAAGCGGCGGCAGGCCCUGUUGGAGCAGCAACGUAAGGAGCAGGAGCGACUGGCGGCACUGGAACGGGAGGAGCAGGAGCGCAAGGAGCGCGAGCGGCAAGAACAGGAGCGCCGACGACAGCAAGAAUUGGAGAAGCAACUUGAGAAGCAGAGGGAGCUGGAGAGACAGCGGGAGGAAGAGCGGCGCAAAGAGAUUGAGAGGAGAGAGGCAGCUAAGCGGGAGCUGGAGCGACAGCGGCAAUUGGAGUGGGAGAGGAACCGCAGGCAGGAGCUGCUGACCCAGAGGAACCGAGAGCAGGAGAACAUCGUUUUGCUCAAAGCACGCAAGAAGACCCUCGAGUUUGAACUUGAGGCUCUGAAUGAUAAGAAGUCUCAGCUGGAGGGGAAGCUGCAGGACAUCCGUUUUCGUCUGUCCACUCAGAGGCAAGAGAUUGAGAGCACCAAUAAGACGCGUGAACUCCGCAUCGCUGAGAUCACCACACUGCAACAGCAGCUACAGGAGUCUCAGCAGUGGUUGGGUAGACUCAUUCCUGAUAAACAGUGUUUGAAUGAUCAGCUGAAGCAAGUGCAGCAGAACAGCCUGCAUAGGGACUCACUGUCCAGCUUGCAGAGAGCCGUGGAGAUGAAGGAAGCAACCAGGCAGGAGCUCCGUGAGCAACUGGACGCCGUGGAGAAAGAGACUCGCUCCAAGCUGCUAGAGAUAGAUGCGUUCAACACACAGCUGAAGGAGCUCAGGGAGAUCCACAACAAACAGCAGCGGCAGAAACAGAAGGAGUUGGAGGGGGACAUCAUUCAGCCUCCACUGGACAGCAAGCCUGCGGAGCUGCAGGAGAGCAGAGUGUUGGGGGCUGAUGAUGGUGUGUCGCCAGCCUGGAGGGAUUCAGCGUUAGGAAAAGCCCCAACUCCGCCUGCCUCUCAGCCCUGGAUGAGCCACGUCAGUGAAGAGGAGAGCCAGAGCUCUAGAGGAGACAUGCAGGACAAACUCUCUAAACUGUUCAUGCAGCAACCUGAACCAGGCAAACUGCUGGGCCAGUCACCCUGGCCUGCAUUAGAUAAAGUGCCCAUGUCUGGCCUUAAUCAGGAGAAGGUAAGAGUGGUGUACUACAGAGCGCUUUACCCCUUUGAGGCCCGAAGUCAUGAUGAAAUCACCAUCCAGCCUGGAGACAUAGUUAUGGUUGAUGAGUCUCAAACUGGUGAGCCUGGAUGGUUAGGGGGUGAAAUUAAAGGAAAGACUGGCUGGUUUCCUGCCAACUAUGCAGAGAAGAUUCCAGAGUCUGAAGUUCCUCCUAACCUGAGAGCCAGUGCUACGUCAAGUUCAGCCUCAAAACUCAGCACCCGCAUUACCCCCACUUCAUCAACCACGCCCACGCCUCUGCAGCCGGUCACCACAGAGACGACAGCAGUAGCUCCGCCCACUACAGCCACAGCUGCUCCAGGCCCCGCGUCCUCAUCUUCAUCUGCCUCUAGUAACUGGGCAGACUUCAGCACUACAUGGCCAACGAACUCAGCGGUGGAGAAGCAGGAUGCUGACGGUUGGGAGGCGUGGCCAACUCAGCCCACCCAGCCCACGCAGCCCUCUCUCUCUGUUCCCAGUGGAGGCCAGGGUCGGCAGCGCUCCGCCUUCACCCCUGCCACUCUCUCUGGCUCCUCCCCCUCGCCUGUGCUUGGACAGGGGGAGAAGGUGGAGGGGCUGCAGGCUCAGGCUCUGUACCCAUGGCGGGCGAAAAAGGAUAACCACCUAAACUUCAACAAGAAUGAUGUGAUCACAGUGCUGGAGCAGCAGGACAUGUGGUGGUUUGGUGAGGUACAAGGCCAAAGAGGCUGGUUCCCCAAAUCCUAUGUCAAGCUCAUCUCUGGGCCUGUGCGCAAGUCCAUGAGUAUUGAGUCAGGAUCCUCUGAUAGCCCUCCCAGUAUGAAGAGACCUAGCCCUUCCCCUAACAAACCCAUGGAGCUUGGUGAAGAGUACAUAGCGAUGUAUACGUAUGAAAGCAGUGAGCAGGGUGACCUGACCUUUCAGCAGGGCGACGUCAUCACAGUGUUAAAGAAAGAGGGUGACUGGUGGACUGGCACAGUGGCUGGUAAAACAGGAGUCUUCCCUUCUAACUACGUCAAGCCCAAGGAUUCAGAGGGCCUGGGGCCUGCUGGGAAAACUGGGAGUCUGGGAAAGAAACCAGAGAUUGCCCAGGUGAUCGCCCCCUACACGGCCACGGGGGCAGAGCAGCUCACCCUGGCUCCCGGCCAGCUCAUCCUCAUCCGCAAGAAGAACCCUGGGGGCUGGUGGGAAGGAGAACUGCAGGCAAGAGGAAAGAAACGUCAGAUUGGAUGGUUCCCGGCCAAUUAUGUAAAACUAUUAAGCCCUAGCACCAGUAAGACCACGCCCACUGAGCCAACUCCGCCCAAAUUGCCAACACCUAAUGCAGUGUGCCAGGUGAUUGGCAUGUAUGACUACGUGGCUCAAAACGAUGACGAGCUGCCCUUUGGGAAGGGGCAGAUCAUCAAUGUGCUGAGCAGGGAGGAUCCUGAUUGGUGGAAGGGCGAGUUGAAUGGUUCCGUGGGCCUUUUCCCCUCCAACUACGUCAAACUGACCACAGACACAGACCCCAGCCAACAAUGGUGUGCUGACCUCCACCUCUUGGACAUGUUGACCCCAAUGGAGAGGAAGCGGCAAGGCUACAUCCACGAGCUCAUCGUGACUGAGGAAAACUAUGUCAACGACCUGCAGUUGGUCACUGAGACCUUCCAGAAGCCUCUGCUGGAGUCAGAGUUGCUGACGGAAAAAGAAGUGGCCAUGAUCUUCGUCAACUGGAAGGAACUCAUCAUGUGCAACAUUAAAUUGCUCAAGGCAUUGCGGGUGAGGAAGAAGAUGUCAGGGGAACGCAUGCCUGUGAAGAUGAUUGGGGACAUUCUGACAGCACAGUUGCCCCACAUGCAGCCUUAUAUCCGCUUCUGCAGCUGCCAGCUCAAUGGCGCAACCCUCAUCCAGCAGAAGACUGAUGAGGUGCCUGACUUCAAGGACUUUGUAAAGAGGUUGGCCAUGGAUCCUCGCUGUAAAGGAAUGCCUCUGUCCAGCUUCCUCCUCAAACCCAUGCAGAGGGUCACACGCUACCCCCUUAUCAUCAAAAAUAUUCUAGAGAACACUCCAGAAAGCCACCCGGAUCACAGUCACCUGCGGCAGGCUCUAGAGAAGGCGGAGGAGCUCUGCUCACAGGUCAAUGAGGGUGUACGAGAGAAGGAGAACUCGGAUCGCCUGGAGUGGAUACAAGCUCACGUUCAGUGUGAAGGGUUAUCUGAGCAAUUGGUCUUCAACUCUGUGACUAACUGUCUGGGCCCUCGCAAGUUCCUGCACAGCGGGAAGCUCUACAAGGCUAAGAGCAACAAGGAGCUGUACGGCUUCCUCUUCAAUGAUUUCCUGCUCCUCACCCAGGUUACCAAACCACUGGGCUCCUCGGCUUCUGACAAGGUCUUCAGCGCCAAGUCCCACCUGCAGUACCGCAUGUACAAGACACCCAUCUUCCUGAACGAGGUUCUAGUGAAGCUCCCUACAGAUCCCUCGGGAGAUGAGCCCAUUUUCCAUAUAUCCCACAUAGACCGAGUCUACACCAUACGAGCAGAGAGCAUCAAUGAGAGAACUGCAUGGGUGCAGAAGAUCAAGGCUGCCUCUGAGCUCUUCAUUGAGACGGAGAAGAAGAAGAGGGAGAAAGCCUAUUUGGUGCGGUCUCAGAGAGCUACAGGCAUUGGUAGACUGAUGGUCAACAUAGUAGAAGGAAUUGAGCUGAAACCCUGCCGUUCCCAUGGUAAGAGUAACCCAUACUGUGAGGUGACAAUGGGCUCACAAUGUCACAUCACUAAGACGCUGCAGGACACGUUGAACCCCAAAUGGAACUCAAACUGCCAGUUCUUCAUCAAAGACCUGGAACAGGACGUGCUGUGUGUGACUGUGUUUGAGAGGGACCAAUUCUCACCCGAUGAUUUCCUGGGCAGGACAGAGAUUCGCCUGGCGGACAUUAAAAAGGACCAGGGGUCAAAAGGUCCGAUCACUAAGAGGCUGCUCUUGCACGAGGUCCCCACAGGAGAAAUAGUGGUCAGACUCGACCUGCAGCUAUUCGAUGAACCCUGACCCUUGUGAUCUUCAACCUCCUUUCACUCCAGAUUCCAUACUGCCCCCCUCUUCCAUGGUACAAGUCCACCAGCCUAAUGUGACAAUCCACAUCACUCAACAGCACCGUGCCCCAUUCUGUGUGUGUGGGUGAGGGUGUAGAAGAGAGAGAGGAACAGAAAGAGGGAGAUAAGGGAGUAUGAGAGGACGCAUGUUGGUCUAGAAAAGUAAGCUGUAACGGUCUUAAUCAGUCCUGUAGUUUGAUUUUUACACGACUUGAACGCACAUCAUGAUUCAAAGCUCAUAGAAGAGUUCUAGAGCUGAAGCUGAAGUCUUAAGAUGUUGUUGGUCUGAAAGAAUGAAAGCAUUCAUGGUAGCCCCUACAUUGAACUUUGGUCAUACUUCAUUUGAAGACUACCUUCAUAGGGACAAAUAAAGUAUUUUAAAACAAUGCUUAAAUAUUUAUGAGCAGCUUAUACCAGUAAUCGCAAGAUAAAAUUUGUAAAUUGUAACACUGUUAUAAAGCAUCAGUGCCAAAGAAAUAGGACUUUAAGGCAGAGGCCCAGUUAAGAAAACCAAUUAUUAGUUAUACAUAAAGCACAGAAGUACAGAUGUCUACUGAGACUUGUUUGGUUCACAUGAACAAUUCACUGAGGUCUACUAAAUAGAAAUUGCUUAUUAAAAUAAUAACUGGAAUAACUUACAGUACUUUUACGUUUGAUGCUUAAGUACAUUUAAAAGCAAGUCAUUUUGUACUGAAGUGGAAAUACAGACAGGGUACUUUUACUCAAAUAAUAUUUUACCAAGAAUAUUUCUACUUUUUCUUUAGAACAGGAUUUUUGUUUAUUUUAUUUAUAUGGAUAUUCAUACAGUUGGGAGAACAUGUAUGAAACUGAAGUUCAUGAGCAUGAAAAUCUUCCACAGAACUGAUAUACGAUCGUAAUUAGGCCUCUGCCCUUUAAGUUACAUUACUUUGGAAUGUUUAAGACCUAUACAGUGUUGUUUACUUCAUAAACAUGUUAUGUCAUCCUGUCAUUGAUUACUGGCAUAGACUGUUCAUAAGUAUUCAAGUAUUUCUUUAUAAAUACAUUAUUCAGUCUUGCAUUAUGAAGUCCCUGUGUAGAGAGCCUUCAAACAGUGUUACAGAAUUUUUCAAUAACUGACGUUAGUGGUUGUUUUAUCCUCUGAAUAUUCACAUUUGUAUCUGCAAGACUCAACAGCAAAUGACAAAAUGAACAUUUUUGUGUGUGUAAAUGAUUUGAUUGUUCAGUGCUUGUGAGCACUUCGAUUCAAAACAUUCCUGUUUCAGUUUAUAGUAGGAUAUCAUUGUUCAUUUGUCAGACAAGGCAUUUAAUAUGUGAGAUCUUGAAAAAAAAACACACUAUACAUUUAGUGUAAACAAAAGCAGCUUUAUCGGUCACCUAUAAUGGCUUUAAUGCAAUUUGCCUCUGGUGCUGUUGCCAGUUCCCUCAUGUUUACAAGACCUCUCUGUUCUAGAUUUCAGAAAUAAGUUCUAGAAUGAAGUCAGUCCCAGAAUUCAUAAGUAUAUUCUACAUUCUGGAAUGAAAUCAAUUGUAGAGUUUGGUUCAGUGUUCUGUGAUGAAUUUCAGAUGACUGCAGGUCAAAGUCUAAAGAUUAUGCCAUUCCAGAAAGUAUGUGAACACUCCAAGCUGUCUGUAGACUGAGACACUUUAUAACAUCGCUGUCAUGAAAAAAACUCUCCAUUUUUUUUUUUCUUGCAUAGUUAGAAAACCCUGGGUUACCCUUUGAAUUCUGUUAAAAUUUCAUGAUGGAAGAAGCAACAAAGUUACAUGGAAAAAAAUCAUGUUAACCUCUAUUACAAGUGAAUAAUGUUUUUCCUUCUCCUGUUACCAAGAUACCAUUUUGGAGAUACAAAGUUUUUUUCAGACAACAUUGAUACGUUCAGAUCACACAGCCACAAAAUGUUUAACUCCAGAGGUUUACUGUAUUGCGAUGUUGGGAAACCCAUGUGAAUCUCAACUUUGAAAGUUUCCCUCACACUCUAGUCUUAUUUUGCAACGUGUUAAAACACUUGUAUGCUUUUUUCCUUUGUUUUCAAUGAAAAAAAUUCCUAUAGGCGACCAACAGUUACAUACUUGAAUGUAAUCAGAAGGCUGGUUUUAAAAAGAUACUGUACUUCAUGCUUUGACUUGGGUAACGUAAAGAUCAGAUAGCCCUAAAACGUCAAUACGCACUCAAGUGUUUAUACUACUGUGGCUGAAAUGUGUGCAGAGGGGGACAUUUUUGAGUCCAUUCCACCUGUAAUGUGUAGAGCUGAGAAACAAAGUGACCAAGACUCUGAUAUUGUCUGAAAUGUAUUCCCUGUAGUUUUCCUUUAGAAAAACGCAAGUGCUUAUCAGCAUUUGAAAUUGAGGUUUGGAACCACUUUCUGGAGUGCAUGCCAAGAUUUUUCUCCUUUGGGCUUUUUUACUGAGAAAACAGAAAAUGCAUUAGCCCCGCGUAAUCCCAUGUGUCAAGUACUUGUAAAAUACUGUUAAUGCAGAGCCAAGAUUGAGUAAAGAAUUAAACAGAGUUGUAUGUUUAGCUUAGUAGGCCUUUAGCCAAGUUUAAAUAUUUUCUUCUCAUCUGCCCUUUUCAUGUGUAUCAUUUGACUUUCAUUUUGGUACACAAAGUAAGCUAUUUAACACUGAGUGCUAUUUAUAAUUCAUACUACAUUACUAAUGUGUUCUUUUUUUAAUAUUAUUUCUAUUUUUGAGAUUUCUAAAUUCCAGGUUUCCCUCUAAACACUGAACCCUGCUUAGGUUAGUAGCAGUUAGAGAUAGUAAGGGUUAACACUGUAAUUGGAUCUAUUUGUAAAGUUGAAAUGUAUCAGGGUUGAUAUUUUGUUUAACAGUGUACUUUUUUCUUUUGUUACGAACAGGGAGCUGUAAAUGGAAUAUAGUGGUAUGAAGUUUGGAAAUUUGAGAAUUGUAUUGCAUAGAAAUUAUGUGUAUAGAUGGUGUGUUGGUUCAAAUG